UUUACUAGUUCCCAGAUUUUUUCAGCCAUUAUUAUUUCUUCACUAGCCUCCUAGAUUUUGUAAAAAGAAAUUGAAUUUUAAUUCAUCAUUUUAAUUAAUAUCCUCUGUGGUUAGAAUAGAAAGUGUGACACAAAAUGCCUCAGCUGCUACAUGGGACACUUAAGGUAACCAUAAGUGAAGUUGAUAGGUUGCAAACUGGAUGUAAUUUGGAUUUCUGUCGAAAGGGAACUACAAACAAGGGGAAGAGAUUUCUAGCCCAAGUCAAAGGUUGUCUGUUGUGCAGGCCUGAGGUACAUAUCUUAACCAUAUUUUUAAGCAACAUGAUUCUUCAUUUUAAUGUAAUAAUCUUCAUUAUCUUAACAUGCAAACCACUUGUUUUGAAGAUUGUUGGGACAAGACUCUAUGCAACAGUUGAUUUAGAUAAAGCAAGAGUUGGACGAACCAGAAUGAUAGGGAACCAACCCUCAAACCCGAAAUGGAAUGAGACCUUUGAAAUCUAUUGUGCUCAUUACAUAUCACACAUUGUAUUCACUGUCAAAGAUGAUAAUCCAAUUGGAGCAACUCUAAUUGGAAGAGCUUAUAUCCCUGCCGAGAAAGUUCUCAAGGGACCUAUAAUUAACAGAUGGGUUGAGAUAUUAGACGAAGAAGAUCAUCGUCCUGUACCAGGUGGUUCUAAAAUUCGUGUUAGCAUGCAAUUCUCUAGUGUCCUCGAGGACAGAAAAUGUUUAUGGUCUCAGGGAAUACAUAUGCCAUAUUUAGGAGUUUCGCGUACAUUUUUUGACCAGAGACAAGGUUGUAGUGUUACUUUUUACCAAGAUGCUCAUGUCCCUGAUAGUGUUCAUCCGUGGAUUCCGAUAUCUGGAACAAAAUAUUAUGUUCCUGGAAGAUGUUGGGAAGAUAUUUACAAUGCAAUUAUGGAUGCUAAACUCUUUAUUUACAUAACUGGUUGGUCUGUUCAUACUGAAAUAACCUUGAUUAGGGAUUCAAACAAGCCAACAGAAACUAGCACCACCCUUGGAGAAAUGCUCAAGAGAAAAGCCAAUGAAGGUGUUAAAGUUCUUAUGCUUGUUUGGGAUGACAGAACUUCUGUUCCGGCUUUUAAGAAAGACGGUUUGAUGGGAACACAUGAUCAAGAAACUGCUGAGUAUUUUAAAAACACAAAAGUACAUUGCGUUUUAUGUCCGCGUAACCCUGAUGGCGGAAAAAGCAUAGUUCAAGGUUUUGAAAUUUCAACUAUGUUCACUCAUCACCAAAAGACUAUAGUUGUUGAUGGCCAUCAUGUUGAAGGAUCACAGAAGCGAACCGUUAUCAGUUUCAUAGGUGGUAUUGAUCUGUGUGAUGGGAGAUAUGAUACCAUGGAACACCCUUUGUUUUCAACAUUGAAUACAAUCCAUCAUGAUGAUUUUCAUCAACCAAAUUUCCCAGGUGCUUCUAUUAAGAAAGGCGGUCCUAGAGAACCGUGGCAUGAUAUUCACUGCAAGCUAGAAGGACCUAUUGCAUGGGAUGUGUUGUACAAUUUUGAGCAAAGGUGGGAAAAGCAAGUUGGGAAGGAAUUCUUAUUCCCAAUUGAAUUUCUUGACAGAAUUCUAAUCCACCCUUCUGAUGCAAUGAUAUCAGAAGAAGAUGGAGAUACUUGGAGUGUUCAGUUGUUUAGGUCGAUUGAUGGUGGCGCUGUUUCAAACUUCCCUCAAGCACCGGAUGAAGUUAUUGAAUUAGGCCUUGUUAGUGGGAAAGAUAACAUCAUUGAUAGAAGUAUUCAAGAUGGUUAUAUAAAUGCUAUUCGACAAGCAAAAAACUUCAUCUACAUUGAAAAUCAGUAUUUCCUAGGGAGUUCAUAUGGUUGGCAUGCAAGUGAUAUUAAAGUCGAGGACAUUGGUGCUUUGCAUCUCAUACCAAAGGAGUUGUCAUUGAAGAUUGUUAGCAAAAUUGAAGCUGGAGAAAGGUUUGUUGUGUAUGUGGUGAUUCCAAUGUGGCCAGAAGGUAUACCUGAAAGUGCCUCAGUUCAGUCAAUAUUAGAUUGGCAAAGAAGGACCAUGGAGAUGAUGUAUUCCGACAUUGCUGAUGCCAUAAAAAAGAAGAACAUUGAAGCACACCCUCGCGAUUAUUUGACAUUUUAUUGCCUUGGCAAAAGGGAAAGUAAGAAAGAUGGAGAGUAUACUCCUCCAGAGGAACCGGCGCCUGACAGUGACUAUCAUAGAGCGCAAAAGUCUAGGAGGUUCAUGAUCUAUGUUCAUUCCAAGAUGAUGAUAGUGGAUGAUGAAUACAUAAUGAUUGGUUCAGCAAACAUAAACCAAAGAUCAAUGGAUGGUGGAAGAGACACAGAGAUUGCAAUGGGUGCAUUCCAACCUCAUCAUCUAACAUCCACAUCCACAUCCAAUAUUGGCUCACAAAGACCACAAGGUCAGAUUUAUGGGUUCAGAAGAGCAUUAUGGUAUGAACAUAUUGGAGAUAACAGUGAUGAUUUCGACGAGCCUGAAAGUGUGGAAUGUGUGAAACUUGUGAAUCGUGUUGCCGAGAGGAAUUGGAAAUUAUAUUGUGAUGAUACAUUGGAUGAAAGUGUAAAUACUCACCUUUUGAGGUAUCCUGUUGAAGUUGGUGAAGAUGGAAGUGUAACAUCACUUCCUGGGAUGAAAUAUUUUCCUGAUACAAUGGCUUUGAUUCUUGGUUCAAAAUCUGAUUACCUUCCUCCCAUACUUACCACCUAGCUAGCACAGUGAGUGCUUCACAGACAGAGUUAUUAUUAUCAUAAACAUGUUAUGCGCGCGCAUAUUCAUUCAUUCAUCACAUAACAAACAUGAAAACCUUCCACUUUCAUGAUGUGGCACAGUGAAUACAAGUUUGUACAUUUUACCAAAUGUAGGAUGAAAUAUCCAAAUUCUAAUUAUAUUUCAAAGCAUCUAAUAAUUGGGUUUUUUGCAUUGUA
Molecule: messenger RNA, 2923 nt
Organism: Trifolium pratense (red clover)
Lineage: Eukaryota; Viridiplantae; Streptophyta; Magnoliopsida; Fabales; Fabaceae
Product: phospholipase D alpha 1-like
Exons: 3
Coding region: 135-2705 (856 amino acids)
Biological process (GO): phospholipid catabolic process; phosphatidylcholine metabolic process
Cellular component (GO): plasma membrane
Molecular function (GO): calcium ion binding; D-type glycerophospholipase activity
Source: RefSeq, a predicted model, not a curated record